UGGGUCGUGGGUACCCAUAGGGUCGUCAGGUUUGGGGUUCGAAGUUUUCUAAUUUCAGCCUCUGCAAACUGCCUUCACCUCCGCUUUUCACCGUUUGAACAAGAAGACUGAAGCUUCAUCGCUGCAACCUCUCGGCGCCUCUAUCUCCAAUCUUCACGUCAGCUCUGUUCGAAGUUUUCUAGUGGCCAUUCGCCACCAGUCUUCUCACGGUCCCUCUGUUUUCCGCUACCGCUACCUCAGACGCCGCAAACUCUGUUUUCCACUAUCAACAACAGAAGAAGCUUCAGGUGCCUCUAUCUUUGGAAAAUCUGUCUUCGAUCAGUAGAACAACUAUUGGGAGGAGAAUCGUACUUUCGGUACCUUAGUUGAAUUGCUGUACAUAUUUUAAUUGAAGUAGAAGGAAGAGGCAAGAAGAGAAGCGGAGAUGCAGCAUGAUGAGGUUAUAUGGCAAGUCAUCAGRCACAACCACUGUAGUUUUAUGGCCAAGAUCACAACUGGGAAUUUCUGUCGGAACCCAUAUAAUGUGACUGGAAUUUGCAACCGAAGCUCUUGCCCACUUGCUAACAGUCGCUAUGCCACCAUACGGGACCAUGACGGAAUCUUUUAUUUAUAUAUGAAAACUAUAGAAAGGGCUCAUAUGCCAAAUAAAUUAUGGGAGAGAGUUAAGUUGCCAAGAAACUAUGAGAAGGCACUUGAAAUCAUUGACAAACAUAUGAUGUAUUGGCCUAAGUUCCUUGUACACAAAAUAAAGCAACGACUCACUAAAAUGACUCAAAUGCGGAUACGCAUGAGGAAACUUGCACUAAAAACAAGGGAAAAGAUAAUGACAACACCAAGRAAGGAGAAAAAGAGAGAGGCUAGGAGAGAAGAAAAGGCUGAAAAGGCUGCACUUUUGGAUAAGAGUAUUGAGAAAGAAUUGUUAGAACGUCUUAAGAAAGGAGUUUAUGGUGACAUAUAUAAUUAUCCUGUCAAGGAAUAUAAUAAAGUUCUUGAUAUGGAAGGACUACAGGCUGCUAGUGAGGAUGAAGAGGAGGAACCUGAGAUAGAAUAUGUAGAAGGCUAUGAGGAACUUGAAGAAGAAGAUAUGGAGGAUUUUGGUGGUCCUGCCAUUGAUGAGUCUCUGAAGGAUGGUGAUUAUGAUGACAUCGGUGAAGAUGAUGUGAAAACAGUUCAUCAGAAAAGGGAGAGAAGAGAUUCUCAGCAAAAGCUUGAGAAGGAAGAACCUGGUGCAAAGUUGAAAAAGAAAGCAAGGGUGAUUAUUGAGGUUGAACAUGAAGAUGCUGGAAUAAGGCAAAAGGAAGUCCAAUGAAAGAGUCUAUAAUGAACUUCUGGAAUCAAGUUACCAAGUACAAGUGGUUAUUGAGUCAGGUACAAGCUGUAUCGUCUCAUGACUCGCUUGAGGAUAGAGAAAGGUUUAUCAUCAUAUUUUUGAUUUAAUUUUGACCGUGAUAUUUUGUCCCUUCAGAUUUUGAUCUUUGAAGAUAAAAACAAUCCAAGGCAAAAUAUGCAUAAGAUCAGUUACACAAAAUUUAUGAAUGGGAGUUGUGAUUUUGUACACA
Nelumbo nucifera (sacred lotus) is the source of this 1559-nucleotide messenger RNA. RefSeq lists its product as uncharacterized. Gene Ontology annotation, cellular component: nucleolus; preribosome, large subunit precursor. NCBI's taxonomy places the organism in Eukaryota, Viridiplantae, Streptophyta, Magnoliopsida, Proteales, Nelumbonaceae. The record is from RefSeq and is a predicted model, not a curated record. Gene Ontology annotation, biological process: maturation of 5.8S rRNA; maturation of LSU-rRNA.